GUAUCACAAUGAGAUUGUGAAGGUCUAGCGGAUGACCUCAGGUGGUCCUUGCCUUGUACCUUGUUCCAAACAAGAUCUCUUUUUUUUUUCACCACUGUGUACACCUGACCUUCAAGCUUCUUGAUUCUUCUGUCUCCACCUUCUAUCUUGCUGUAUGGGUACUGGGGUUAUAGACAAUCGCUGUUGUGCCUGGCUUUACAUGGGCUAGAGAUUUGAACCAAGAUCCUCACACUGGUGUGACAAGUGCUUUAACCACUGAGCCAUCUCCCCAGCCCAAGAGUGCUUUUUAAAUGGAAACUAUUGAGGUGACAUUCUGUGUGUGACAUAAGAAAAAGAUGUCUGAACUCAGCUGAUGAAGUUCCAGCAUUACUACUGCUGUUAAUAACAAUCAGAGGCUUUGAAGAAAUUGGUAUCUCAGAAAGUGACACUUCAGUUCUCAUUGUUUACAUUGAAGAGGGAGAAAAACAAAUACACCAAGAACACCUAAUAUCUCAAGUGGAAGGCCAGCAGGUGCCUUUGGAAUGUCUUCCAGAAAUAACAAAGCUCUCAGAAGUGAAAAAGGAGUUAAAGUUCCUCGGAAUUUUCGCUUGUUGGAAGAACUUGAAGAAGGACAGAAAGGAGUAGGUGAUGGUACGGUUAGCUGGGGCCUUGAAGAUGAUGAAGACAUGACACUUACAAGGUGGACAGGCAUGAUUAUUGGGCCACCAAGGACAAACUAUGAAAACAGAAUAUAUAGCCUGAAAGUAGAAUGUGGAUCUAAAUACCCAGAAGCUCCUCCAUCAGUUAGAUUUGUAACAAAAAUUAAUAUGAAUGGAAUCAAUAAUUCCAGUGGAAUGGUGGAUGCACGGAGCAUACCAGUGUUAGCAAAAUGGCAAAAUUCCUAUAGCAUUAAAGUUGUACUUCAAGAGCUAAGACGUCUAAUGAUGUCCAAAGAAAAUAUGAAGCUUCCACAGCCACCAGAAGGACAGACAUACAACAACUGAUUUUAGUGAAUCUCAAACUUGUCUUAAAUCAACAACCUUCUACUCAUGUUAAUGUCUUGAUUAAAUAAUCACCAUGCAAAAUACCCACACAUUAAGUAAAAGAAUUCCAGCUGGUAAACAUGAUCCGGACAGUUGUAAGAAUAUAUUUAAUAUAUGUACACCUAUUAUGUUUUCAGGUAACAGAAGUGCAGCACAAUUUUUCUUUCUCUUCUUAAAGCACUGUCAUUUAAACAUGAACCUGAAGUAUUCAAAAUUGAAUUCAGGUUUUCAAGACAAAAGCAUGGCAAAGGAGUGUCAGAUGCAGUGGAAACCUUUGUCUUUCUGAAAAGUAAAGUCUCAAGAAGGAAGAACAGAAAUGGCAUGCUUUAUCCAUCAUCCUUAGACUGCAGUGAACUGUUUAAAGUAGCAGGUAUCAUGAGUAGUCACAAUUGUGUUAACUCUUGAAGCGGUGCGGGUGUGGGUGCUGACUACUAUAGCAUCAAAAAUUGCUUCAGGAUUGUUUUGGUACCUGUAUUUAUAAUAAAAAGAUGUUGGGUAUUGACGAAUCUCUGUUAAAAGCUGUUCCUGUUUGUUACAUGUAACAGACAUGAUAAAUAUUUGUUUACAGUCUUUGUUUAAUAAAACAUACUUAGAAGUUUUAAGUGAAGUCAACAAAAAGGAAAUAGGUGUAUGGAUAUGUGAUUCUGAGAUUAAAGUUAGUCUUGAAAUGUAAAUAAAAUAUGGAAUGUGUCCUCA
Molecule: messenger RNA, 1718 nt
Organism: Mesocricetus auratus (golden hamster)
Lineage: Eukaryota; Metazoa; Chordata; Mammalia; Rodentia; Cricetidae
Gene: Ube2v2
Product: ubiquitin conjugating enzyme E2 V2
Exons: 5
Coding region: 522-983 (153 amino acids)
Biological process (GO): protein K63-linked ubiquitination; tRNA threonylcarbamoyladenosine modification; DNA damage tolerance
Cellular component (GO): EKC/KEOPS complex; cytosol; nucleus
Source: RefSeq, a predicted model, not a curated record